Molecule: messenger RNA, 2510 nt
Organism: Hypomesus transpacificus
Lineage: Eukaryota; Metazoa; Chordata; Actinopteri; Osmeriformes; Osmeridae
Product: cilia- and flagella-associated protein 251
Exons: 7
Coding region: 709-1533 (274 amino acids)
Biological process (GO): positive regulation of hippo signaling
Cellular component (GO): plasma membrane; cell junction
Source: RefSeq, a predicted model, not a curated record
AUGUGACUUCUUGCCUAUAUACACUGGAGGCAGUUUGUCACUUCCUCCUAAACGUGUUUAAUUAUUAAUGAAAUGUAGAUCCUCUGUUCUUUGCUGCCUGGUUUGUAUUAUUCUUAACUUUUUUUUCUUUCUAAUAAUUUGACAAUCAGAAACUACUCGUCCAAUGACGUUGUUUUCUAUCUCCCGUUUGAACAGCAGCAGUUCGCGUGAAAACGUUGAAAUUGGACACCUAGUCAUUUUCUUUCCUUUUCGCCGUAUCCUCCUUCACCACCGCUCUGUAGAAAAGCCGUGAAAUUCCUCAAGUUUUGGUGAGCUUUUGUUCCGAUUGUUUGGCGCAAGAACGAAUGGAUUUUCUCCUGGGUGCCAGACCGCGACACUGCCAACGCAAAGACUAAACUUGCAAACACCCUGCAGUUAUUGAAAAUUUAAACUUUAGUCCGCUUGUGCACACACGUCGGUUGCAAUUAUUCUUCUGCCCCUUGAGUGAAAAAAAGUUUAGGUGAAUAAGCACGGAAUGAAAAGAAGGGUGGAAGGGGGAAAGACGGAGGAAAAGGAGGAGGGAGAAUAAUAAGGAACACAGAAGAGUUAGCUGGAGGAAGAGAAAGUUAUGUGGACAGACUGUCCUCUCAGUUUGACAGCGCGAGAAAUCUAGCCUGUUAUUCUUCUCCCAGGGGAUUCUGACACCCUUCACAACCAGAACAGAGAAAGAUGGAGGGAGAGAAGGAGAGAGAGAGGGAGCGGGGUGAGGAGAAAGAGAGCGACGAGACAGAGGAAGAGGAGAGGGAGAAGGAGAGCGAUGAGGAGGAGGAGGAGGAUGAUGCAGAGGGGGCUGCGAUGGUCUGGCAGGAGGGCUACGGCGAAGAUGACCUGGGAUUACCCAUCAUGCACUGGGAGGCCUUGAGCCUGCGCAUCGCCGAGCUGGAGAAGCAGGAAGAGGAGAGGAAGGAGAAGUCGUCCAGUGUGUUGGAGCGAAGCAGGGUGCCGAUGGCCUGGGCGGAGGCCCGGGAACGAGGCAGGAGCAGGGAGACGUGGGAGGAGGGAGAGGAGGACGGUACCAGCAGGGUGACGGCCCUGACAUCCCGUCUUCAGACCCAGACGAACCUGCAGCUGUGCUUCAUCAACAACAGUGAGAGUGAGGAAGAGGAAGAGGAGGAGAACACUAGGAAAAUGGUGACUGGGAAGAAGGGGGCGGGGCCAGUGCCACAGGCUCCUCCCACUGGCAACAACAGCAAAUCAUCUGGCUUCAAGUUCGAGGUCAGGGCUGCACUGGGCGCGCUCAGAGACAAGCUGAGGACCGAGCAGAAAAAGGAGAGGCCGGUGAGCAGCGAGUCCCUGCUGGGGAAGAGGAGGAGGCUGGACAGGAGUGACCUGGUGACCUUCAGCUCCCAGGAGCUCCAAGCCUUGCACAGCUCUCUUGGCCAGGCCAUCCAAGACCUGAGUGAAGAACUGGUGGGCCGCCUGCAGACCAGAGACCAGCUGAGGACGGAGCAGGACGCCAUGCUGCUGGAGGUACAGGAUAUGACCUCACUCUGACCCCGCCACCUCACUUCCUGUGUCCGGCCGCUUCACCGAACAAUCACUGUGAAGAAGAGACUGCAUCCCUCCGAGAAGGAAGAAGAAAGAUGAAAGACUUUUACAUGAUUUGAUUGCACAACGCUUUGGUUUAUUUUAUUGUUUUUGUGUGUUUUGUGUUUUGUUUUUUUAUUGAGGAAAAUUGUGUAUCCAGUCUAUUUUUAUUGUUUUAAAGGGUUUGAAUUAACCCUGAAAGGGAACAAAACUGGCAGGUUAAGGAAUAAUCACCAUGCUGCUACUGCUUCCUGUGGAGCACCAGUCCUCUGUUAGAUUUCAACGUUUAGAAGCGAUUUUAAAUCUUUCAAUUCCGUUUGUUGGGAAAACCAUUUCAUAGUCUUUGUCCUGAUACAUGAUUGGUGUGUAGUUAAUCCUAGUAAUUAACUGAACGUGGUUCUGUCUUAAAACAAAGCUCUAACUGUCUAACAUCCUGGGGAACGCCAGGAAAAGACUUCCUCUCUGACAGUGAUUCCCCGCCUGUCUCACCCUCGCUCGUCGACUCAGGUCUGCCUGGAAUGACCAGCUUCCUGUCUGUCUGCAUUACUCCUCCAGGCAAGAUCAAUCGAGCCCAGAUGAGGGUUGAGAAGAUGUUUUUAGUUGUUUUUUUAUUUAAUUUUUUUAAUGAGUAAUGUUUGGUGCAGCGGGCUCUAAGGAGAAUGGGCAUACGUGGAAUCUGGCUGUUUGUUGUGAUGAAAACAGAACGAGCUCUCUGGCUUGCCUGGAACACGCACACCUCGUGUUGUGUGAUUAAACACUUCUUUUCGAGGGAGCAAAUGUCACAGUGUGGGUUCACAUGCAGUAGACACAAGUGUACACACACACACACACAGGGGAGCUGGGCACCGCAUACACACAACGCCCUCUGCACACGUUUUUAACACAAACCGUGUUUUCUAACAGUUUGGCCUCUCUGUUUGGGUUUCAAUAAACCAUCGAGCCAA